Molecule: messenger RNA, 2835 nt
Organism: Trichoderma aggressivum f. europaeum
Lineage: Eukaryota; Fungi; Ascomycota; Sordariomycetes; Hypocreales; Hypocreaceae
Exons: 3
Coding region: 1-2835 (944 amino acids)
Biological process (GO): protein import into nucleus
Cellular component (GO): cytoplasm; nucleus
Molecular function (GO): small GTPase binding; nuclear import signal receptor activity
Source: RefSeq, a predicted model, not a curated record
AUGUCGUGGCAACCGGCCCCAGAGUCGUUGAGCCAGCUUGCGGCAUGUCUCAAAGACUCCCUCAGCGGCUUUGACAAGACCGCCCAGAAGCAGGCUGAGCAGAUGCUUCAGCAAGCCAAAAACUCACCUGAUAUCAACAAUUAUCUAGCUUACAUCCUCUCCAGCCCCCAGACGCCCGAGGGCCUGCAGUGCAGCGAACAAGACUACCAUCUUGUCCGAUCAGCUGCGGGCAUCAUGCUCAAGAACAACGUCAAGGCCGACUGGAAAUCAAUCCCGGAAUCGAGCCUGCAGCUCGUCAAGCUCGCCGUGCCCAUGAGCUUGCAAGAUAAGAACUCUCAGAUUCGGAAUUUCGGCGGAAACAUUGCUACUGAAGUCAUCAAGAAGGGCGGUUUGAUGGGAUGGCCCGAGUUGCUCCCUCAGCUCCUCGAAAUGGUUGGAAACUCCAAUGGCCAAUUCUCCAACGAGGCUCAGGAGGGUGCCAUGUCUGCCCUGUCCAAAAUCUGCGAGGACAACUUCAAGAUGCUGACCAAGGAGGUCAAUGGCCAACGACCACUAAACUAUGUUCUUCCAAAGCUCGUUGCCGCGACCAAGAGCCCCCUCCCGAAAGUACGUGUGGGGGCACUGACGGCCAUCAACGUCUUCACCCCGAGGGCGUCACAGGCCAUGGUAAACAGCAUCGAUGACCUGCUGCAGCAUCUUUUUGUCCUGUCAGGGGACGAGAACACCGAUGUGCGCCGGCAGGUGUGCAGAGCCUUUGUCCACCUGGUCGAGACGAGACCGGACAAGCUACAGCCGCAUCUGGGUGGCUUGGUAGACUAUCUCGUUACCCAGCAAAAGGACGAGGACGAGGACCUUGCCUGCGAGGCCGCCGAGUUCUGGCUGGCCAUUGGCGAGCACGAUGACCUCUGGGCCGGCCUGCGGCCGUAUCUCAACAAAAUCAUUCCCGUCUUGCUGCACUGCAUGGUAUACAGCGGAGAAGACAUUGCCCUUCUCGGCGGGCUUUCGGAUGACGAGGAUGAAGAGGACCGAGAGGAGGAUAUCCGGCCAGCCUUUGCCAAGAAGUCUCAAGCCAGGACUGCAAACGGAGAAGGCAAUCUUUCGGCUGACCCCAACCAGAACGGCGGUGCCUACGAGAAGCUUGGCCGCAUGGAUGAAGGGCUGGAGGAAGGCGAAGUUGAUGACCUCGAUGAGGAUGGCGAUGACGCGAAUCCCGACGAGAGGUGGACUGUCAGGAAGUGCUCGGCGGCUGCACUCGAUGUUUUCGCCCGCGACUUUGGCGGACCCGUCUUCGAAGCCAUCUUCCCCUAUCUCUCCCAGAACCUUAAGCAUGAAGAGUGGCCUCACCGAGAGGCUGCAGUCCUGGCUCUCGGCGCGGUGGCUGACGGCUGCAUGGAUACCGUCACACCUCACCUCCCCGAACUGGUGCCAUACUUGAUCUCUCUUCUCGAGGAUCAGGAGCCGGUCGUUAGGCAAAUCACUUGCUGGGCCCUGGGAAGAUACUCCUCCUGGGCGGCUAACCUUGCUGAGCAGUCUCAGCGGGAGCAGUUUUUCCUUCCCAUGAUGGACGGCAUCCUUCGCAAGAUGUUGGACAAGAACAAAAAGGUCCAAGAGGCGGGUGCUUCGGCGUUUGCGAAUCUGGAGGAGAAGGCUGGAAAGAAAUUGGAGCCAUACUGCGGACCCAUCAUCCAACAAUUCGUCCAGUGCUUCGCCAAAUACAAGGAUCGCAACAUGUACAUUCUCUACGACUGUGUUCAGACACUGGCCGAACGCCUAGGCCCUUUCAUUGCCCGGCCUGAGCUGGUCAACCAGCUGAUGCCAGCGCUGAUUACGAGAUACAAUGCCGUCUCGGACCAGUCUCGCGAGCUAUUCCCGCUUCUCGAGUGUCUGUCUUACGUUGCUUUGGCCCUUGGUCAAUCGUUUACCCCAUAUGCGCCCACGAUUUUCUUGCGCUGCAUCAACAUCAUCCACACAAACCUCGAGCAGGGCAUUAACGCAACCACCAACCACGCCAUAGACCAGCCCGAUAAGGAUUUCCUCAUCACCAGCCUUGACCUUUUGAGCGCCAUUAUUCAAGCGCUCGAGGACGACAAGUCAGCCGAGCUCGUAAAGACCUCUCCGCACCCCUUCUUUGAGCUCCUUGGUUUCUGCAUGGAGGACCCUACGGAUGAGGUGCGGCAAUCUGCGUAUGCACUGCUGGGCGACUGCGCCAAGUAUGUCUUCGCAGAGCUUCAGCAGUACAUUCCAACCGUUCUGCCAAUCUUGUUGAAGCAGCUCGACAUGGAUAGCAUCCUUGAUGAGGAAAUCGAGAGCGGAUUUGGUGUCAUUAACAAUGCCUGCUGGUCGGCUGGCGAGAUUAGCAUGCAGCACCUCAAGGGUAUGCAGCCUUGGGUGCCAGAGCUCCUCCAACGCUUCGUUGAGAUAAUGUCCAACCCCGGCGUGCCAAAGGGACUUGUUGAGAAUGCCGCAAUUGCCCUCGGACGUCUGGGCCUUGGCAAUGCAGAGCAGUUGGCGCCGGCACUUCCAAAGUUCGCCGAAGAGUUCCUGGCUGCCAUGCAGGAAGUUGAUCCUACCGAGGAGAAGGCCACUGCCUUUAAGGGAUUCACCUUGGUUGUCGGGCAGAACCCACAGGCUCUGGAGAAGGUCUUGCUGGAGUUUUUCGUCGCCAUUGCUCGUUAUCAAGAUAUGAACUUGAGGAACCCAAUCAAGCAAGAGCUACAUGAAGUGUUCCGAAAUGUUCUCAACGUCUACAAGCAAAUCAUCCCGACGUUUGACGAUUUCAUCAACCAAUUGCAGCCACAAGAUCAGCAGGCCCUGAAGACGCUCUACGCGAUAUGA